AUGGACGGUAUAGUUGAAGCUGCUGACGCCGUCUUUGGCGAGCGUGUGAGAGUAUUUCAGGAGUUUUUGGAUGCCGAUGUUGCCACUCAGACAGAUUACAAAGAUGCCAUCAAGUUGAUGCUUCAAAAGGGACAACGUCGUUUGGCCAUUUCGAUCGACGAGUUACGUGAAUUCAACCUGGAUUACGCGAACGGGUUGUUGAACCAGCCCGCAGACUAUCUUCCUGCUGCUGAGACAGCUUUGAGAGAAACAGUGCUAGCACUUUUCAACACGUACGAGUAUUCUCAGAUGGACAUCACUCAGGAUUCCGACUUUUAUUUGGCUUUCCGUGGAGCCUUUGGGUCUCAUCAAUUGUCUCCUCGGUCGAUCAACUCGUCUUUCCUUUCCAAGAUGGUUUCCAUUGAAGGAAUCGUCACAAGGGCGUCUUUGAUCCGUCCAAAGAUCAUCAAGUCUGUUCAUUACUGUGACGCGACCGAAAAAUUUCACGCUCGUGAAUAUAGAGACCAAACUACCAGUUUCAAUCCGAUCACCACCUCGGCGAAUUACCCCACCGAGGACCCGGACGGGAACAAGCUGAUCACAGAGUACGGUUAUUCCAAGUACAGAGACCACCAGACCGUUGCUAUCCAGGAACUGCCGGAGUUUGCUCCAGCGGGACAACUUCCUCGGUCCGUGGACGUGAUUUUGGACGACGACUUGGUCGACAAGGUCAAGCCUGGUGAUAGAGUACAGAUCAUCGGUGUUUUCCGGUCGCUGGGAGGAGGCCAGAACAACAGCUCGGCUUUCAAAGUGGUCAUCUUGGGUAACUCUUUGUAUCCGCUGCAUGCUCGGUCGUCUUCGGUGCAAGCGGUGGAGAAAAUCACAGAUUUCGAUGUCAGAGACAUCAAUAAGCUGGCCAAGAAAAAAGAUGUAUUUGACAUUCUGUCGCAGUCGCUUGCUCCAUCUAUUUACGGCCAUGACCACAUCAAAAAAGCAGUGCUGUUGAUGCUUCUUGGAGGAACAGAGAAAAACCUGGCCAACGGAACACAUCUUCGUGGAGACAUCAACUUGCUGAUGGUGGGAGAUCCUUCCACUGCCAAGUCGCAGAUUCUUCGGUUUGUUCUGAACACUGCUGCUCUGGCUAUUGCCACCACCGGACGUGGUUCGUCUGGUGUCGGUUUGACUGCCGCAGUUACCAGCGACAAGGAGACGGGAGAAAGACGGCUGGAGGCCGGUGCGAUGGUUCUUGCGGAUCGAGGUGUCGUUUGUAUCGACGAGUUCGACAAGAUGAGCGACGUCGACCGUGUUGCUAUCCACGAAGUCAUGGAGCAGCAGACCAUCACCAUUUCCAAGGCCGGAAUCCACACGUCUUUGAACGCAAGAUGUUCUGUGAUUGCAGCUGCCAACCCGAUCUACGGCCAAUAUGAUACCUUCAAGUCCCCACAGCAGAACAUUGCUCUUCCGGACUCGCUUCUUUCGCGUUUCGACUUGCUGUUCGUGGUGACGGACGAGAUUUCCGACGAUAAAGACAGAAAGAUCAGUGAGCACGUUCUGAGAAUGCACAGAUACCUUCCUGCUGGCUACGCGGAGGGCGAGCCGAUCAGAGAACGGCCUGCCGUGACUUUGGCCGUUGGCGACCGUCCGUUGGAGCCAGAGACCGAGAACAGCGAGGUUUUCGAGAAGUUCAAUCCUCUGCUGCACGCGGGAGCUGCCGAGGCCGCCAAGGGCAAGACUCCGAAGAUCGUCACGAUCCCGUUCUUGAAGAAGUACGUGCAAUACGCCAAGCAGAGAAUCCACCCCGUGUUGACCCAGAACGCUACCAACAUGAUUGUGGACAUCUACGCAGAGUUGAGAAAUGACGAUAACACCAAGAACAACAGAACCACGCCGAUCACGGCCAGAACGCUCGAGACGCUGAUCAGAUUGUCCACUGCGCACGCCAAGGUGCGGCUGUCGCAGACGGUGGAUUUGAAGGACGUCCUUGUUGCGCAGGAGCUGCUACGGUUUGCUCUGUUUAAAGAAAAGCUGACCAAGAGAGAGCCUCAAAAGAAGAAGCGUCGUGUUGAGCACGACGUCCUCGACGAAAGCGCCGACGAGAGUCUGUCUGAGUCCGAGACCGAGGGAGACGAGGUGAUUGGCAACCGGAUUCUGACCAGAAGACAGCGUGCGUUGCAGCAGAUCCACGAGGACCAGCAGGUCGACGAGCAAGUGGACGAGCAAGUGGACGAUCUGGCACGGACCGUUGAGUCGCAGCAUCUGGGCGAGACGUCUGUGUCGCGGGCCUCGAACACGGUUGGUCUUUCGCCGGCACGGUACGAGCUGUUCAAAAAGACCGUGUCCAAGGUGUUUAUCGCAAACGGCUCUGUGGAGGAGUUCAAGAGCGACGGUCUUCUACAAAUGGUGAACUCGGAGCUUUCUCAGGAAGAUCAGUUCGGCGCCGACGAGGCCACCAAGGCUCUGGAACGACUCGAAAACGAAAACAUCAUCAUGGUGAGCGAUGGAAGUAUCUGGAGAAUUUAA
Ogataea philodendri is the source of this 2499-nucleotide messenger RNA. RefSeq lists its product as uncharacterized. The record is from RefSeq and is a predicted model, not a curated record. Gene Ontology annotation, molecular function: ATP binding; single-stranded DNA binding; ATP hydrolysis activity. The transcript has a single exon. Lineage: Eukaryota; Fungi; Ascomycota; Pichiomycetes; Pichiales; Pichiaceae. Gene Ontology annotation, biological process: mitotic DNA replication initiation; DNA replication; DNA strand elongation involved in DNA replication. Bases 1 to 2499 code for a protein of 832 amino acids. Gene Ontology annotation, cellular component: nucleus; MCM complex.